Messenger RNA from Telopea speciosissima, 460 nucleotides. RefSeq names its product urease-like. NCBI's taxonomy places the organism in Eukaryota, Viridiplantae, Streptophyta, Magnoliopsida, Proteales, Proteaceae. Gene Ontology annotation, biological process: urea catabolic process. The record is from RefSeq and is a predicted model, not a curated record. Bases 215 to 460 code for a protein of 81 amino acids. Gene Ontology annotation, cellular component: urease complex. The transcript is spliced from 4 exons.
CACUGAAACUCAGCUUCUUUUUCUUCAUUAGGUUGAGGGGACCUUUCCUGAUGGAACAAAAUUAAUCACCAUUGAUGAUCCUAUUGCUAAAAACGAUGGAAACUUGGAGCUAGCUUUACAUGGUCAUUUCCUUCCAGUUCCUUCUCUAGACAAGUUUUUGGGAGCCGAAAAUUAUUUAGUUCCUGGUGAAAUAAGGUUUGGAGGUGGAGAUAUUAUGAUCAAUGCUGGAAGGAGAACUGUGAUUCUUCGUGUCGUUAAGACUGCUGACCGGCCAAUCCAGAUUGGAAGCCAUUAUCACUUCAUUGAGGCAAACCCCUACUUGGUUUUUGAUCGAGAGAGAGCAAACGGUAUGCGGCUGAAUAUUCCUGCAGGAAACGCUAUCCGAUUUGAGCCAGGGGAGACGAAAAGUGUUAUACUUGUAAGCAUUGGGGGUCGUCAAGUGAUCAGAGUUAGAUUUUAG